CCCUUCGUUUUUUUUUUUUCAGAUUUUCCAAUGGGUGAUAUAGCCAAGGAUUUAACAGCUGGGACUGUAGGUGGUGUAGCACAAUUGGUCGUUGGUCACCCUUUUGAUACCAUAAAGGUCAAGCUUCAAAGCCAGCCUACUCCACUUCCUGGGCAGCUUCCAAGAUAUUCUGGUGCUAUAGAUGCUGUCCGGCAAACAGUAGCUGCGGAAGGUGCCGGGGGGCUGUUCAAAGGCAUGGGAGCCCCACUUGCCACUGUGGCAGCCUUUAAUGCUGUGCUCUUCACCGUGAGAGGUCAAACAGAGGCAUUCUUGAGGUCUGAACCUGGAGUCCCUCUUACUGUGAACCAGCAAAUCGUUUGCGGGGCUGUUGCUGGAACUGCUGUGUCUUUUCUUGCUUGCCCAACUGAGCUUAUAAAAUGCAGAUUGCAAGCUCAGGGUGCAUUGGCAAGUAUAGGCUCAGCUGCUGUGGCAGUGAAAUAUGCAGGGCCAAUGGAUGUAGCAAGACAUGUUCUUCAAUCCGAAGGAGGCGUGAGGGGUCUCUUCAAGGGCUUGUUUCCCACCAUGGCACGUGAAAUACCCGGAAAUGCUGCUAUGUUUGGCAUGUAUGAAGCACUAAAGCAGUACUUUGCAGGAGGCACAGACACUUCAGGGUUGGGAAGAGGUUCUCUUAUUGUAGCAGGUGGCCUGGCUGGUGGUUCCUUCUGGAUCUCCGUGUAUCCAACAGAUGUCAUCAAGAGUGUAAUCCAGAUCGAUGACUAUAAAAACCCAAAAUUCUCUGGCUUUUUUGAUGCUUUCAAAAAAAUCUUGGCAUCGGAGGGAAUCAAAGGCCUUUACAAGGGCUUUGGACCUGCUAUGGGACGUAGUGUCCCUGCAAAUGCUGCAUGUUUCUUGGCGUAUGAGAUGGCUAAGUCUAGUUUGGGAUAAUUCAUUGUUGAUGGGGAAGGAUUUUAGACAUUGUUAUUGAUAAUUCUUUGAACCUAACAUCUGCUGAAAUUCUGUAAUUCCAGUUCAACUUCCAGCUGA
Messenger RNA from Solanum verrucosum, 1023 nucleotides. Its product is annotated as mitochondrial carnitine/acylcarnitine carrier-like protein. Bases 31 to 924 code for a protein of 297 amino acids. The record is from RefSeq and is a predicted model, not a curated record. Lineage: Eukaryota; Viridiplantae; Streptophyta; Magnoliopsida; Solanales; Solanaceae. The transcript is spliced from 2 exons. Gene Ontology annotation, molecular function: L-ornithine transmembrane transporter activity. Gene Ontology annotation, biological process: mitochondrial L-ornithine transmembrane transport.